This is a messenger RNA of Neoarius graeffei (lesser salmon catfish), 1407 nucleotides long. It is a transcript of the gene foxj1a, whose product is annotated as forkhead box J1a. The transcript is spliced from 2 exons. The coding region runs from base 1 to 1407 and encodes 468 amino acids. The record is from RefSeq and is a predicted model, not a curated record. Gene Ontology annotation, biological process: regulation of DNA-templated transcription. Lineage: Eukaryota; Metazoa; Chordata; Actinopteri; Siluriformes; Ariidae. Gene Ontology annotation, molecular function: sequence-specific DNA binding; DNA-binding transcription factor activity.
AUGCUGUCAUUGAGCUGUACAGAUUCAUGGCCCAAGGGCUCAGUGAGGCUGGAGGAAGAAGUAGUCAGUCCUGCUACAAAGGCCAAGGACCAAAUCGAAAGCAGUGAUUUCAAAAUCAGCAGUUCUGACAACCUGGAUGAUAGCCUGACCAAUCUGCAGUGGUUACAAGAGUUCUCUAUCCUCAGUGCCAAUGGAAGGCAACAAGUGAUUUCUACUAACCAACAUCAAAGAAACCUCCUUGAGCAACAGAUGAGUGGAGAAGCCCCCACAUCUCCUCUCGCAGGUGACCUUGCCUCUAUAGGCAUGCCACUGACCCCUGGUAAGCCCACAGCAACAGCAGUUCCUGCCCUGUGCACUCUUCCCAGCUUGGUUGCACAUGGACACUGCCCAGAUGAAGUUGACUACAAGACAAACCCUCAUGUCAAGCCACCAUACUCAUAUGCCACCCUCAUUUGUAUGGCUAUGCAGGCAAGCAAGAAAAACAAAAUCACACUCUCCUGUAUCUAUAAAUGGAUCACUGACAACUUCUGUUACUUCCGCCAUGCUGACCCCACCUGGCAGAAUUCCAUCCGGCACAAUCUCUCACUGAAUAAAUGCUUCAUAAAAGUACCAAGACAGAAGGAUGAGCCAGGAAAGGGUGGUUUCUGGAAGAUUGAUCCGCAAUAUGCUGAACGUCUCCUGACUGGGGCUUAUAAGAAGCGAAAGAUUCCUCCAGUACAGAUUAACCCAGCUCUUAAAACUCAACUCAGAAUGAUGUCACAGCCAGUUAUGACUGUGCCAACAAAUAUCCCAGAUGUUCUCCAUGUUAAUGCUGAGUCACAACAGCUCUUAGAGGAAUUUGAGGAAGUCACUGGACUUGACCAGAACUGGGAUCCUCACCUAGCAGAAACCACUUCAUUUAAUUGCUGGAGUGCAGUAAAAGGCUGCAAAAGAAAACAGCCAUAUGACCACCAGGCUGGAGGUGCCAAAGCUCUGUGCUGCUCUAGCUCUCCACUGCUGGCCAUGGAGGAACCAAUGGGUCUUGGAUCCCUUAAGGGUAAUUUUGACUGGGAUGCUCUGCUAAAUUCAGCCCUGAAUGGGGAUUUGAGCCUGAAUGAGGGUGGUCCUCUGAGCCCAGUACCACAAGAUCAGGACAUCAUGGUACAUGGCAUUCAUGUUAGCUCCCCGGAGGCCUCUGUCAGUACUGCAGAGAGUAGCAUGCUAAUAGAAACACAAAAAUACAGUGAUGUAGACUUUGACAAGGAGACAUUUUUAGCCACAGAAUUUUUACAGAGUCCUUGGACAGAGGAAGAAGAGGAGAAUCAUCCUGAUUUUCUUUGUACUUCUACUAUUCACAUCAAUCAACUCUUUGAUCUGGGAGAUUCACUCAGUGACGAUAUUGACAGUAAAAUUGAAUCGCUUCUCUGA